Messenger RNA from Brienomyrus brachyistius, 1567 nucleotides. RefSeq names its product probable E3 ubiquitin-protein ligase TRIML1. The record is from RefSeq and is a predicted model, not a curated record. Gene Ontology annotation, molecular function: protein binding. NCBI's taxonomy places the organism in Eukaryota, Metazoa, Chordata, Actinopteri, Osteoglossiformes, Mormyridae. The transcript has 6 exons. The coding region runs from base 220 to 1320 and encodes 366 amino acids.
AAUGCCGAGGUUGUGGAUCGCUGAGCUGGGGGGGGCUCACAUGCUAAACGCCCCCUCACCUCCCCCAAAGACCUCAUCCUGGCAUCUGUUUCAUCAGUGAGCUGUCCUAUAAAUGCCUGACGGUGAGAGUCCCUUAGGAGAGUCACCCAGUGCCUCAGUGACACCACAGUGACACCACAGUCCAUCAAGACCAGGAAAGACCCAGUGACACAGCCGACCAUGAAGUCUCCGCACCAGGAAACGCCUGCAGUCCCUCAGGAGAGCCUGAGGAAGCAGAGAGACGCCGUCCUCAGCAGAAUGAAGAAGCUGGCAGCCAAGCAGGUGGAGGUCACUAAAAAGUCCACAGCUCUGAAAGAGCGAAUAAAGGAGAAAUACGAAGACAUGAAGAGGGUUCUGGAGGAGGACCUGCAUAUCACUCUGAGCCAGCUGGACAUGGAGGCCACAGCCACCAACAGAACCAUUGAGGAGCUGACCGAGAGGUGCUGCCUGCUCGCCCAGGACAUUGAGCGGCAGCUAUCACAGCUGGACACACAUCUGGAGCAGAGCUCCGAGACAGAAGAGAGACUAGCAGAUGUGCUAAAGGUCUGUGACCCUGACCUGGUGCGACUAGAUGAGUUCAAGGCUGACCAGGUCCUGGGGAUGGCCAACAACCUGCUCCUCUUCAUCCGAUCGCAGACUCCCGUCACGACAAAACUCCUCCAGAGCUACAGCAGCGAGGUGCAGCUGGACCCGGACUCCGCUCACCCCAAGCUUGUGAUUUCGCCAGACGGUGCUGCAGCCACCUACACGGACACCUGGCAGGAAGUGCCAGAACAUGCCAUACGCUUCGACACCACACUCAACGUCCUCAGCCUGUGUGGCUUCGGUGAUGGCCGACACUACUGGGAGGUAGAGGUGGGAGGGAAGACCUACUGGGAGCUGGGCCUUGCCUAUCCCAGCAUCCCUCGAAAGGGCCGGGCGGAAGCCUGCUGGCUGGGCCGAGGCGCUCACUCCUGGGGUCUCGAGUUCUUUGAUGGGGUGUACACAGCCUGGCAUGGGGGUGCCGCCCACCAGCUGCCCGUCACACGCCGCUUUGAACGGGUGGGGGUAUUCUGCAGCUUCCCUGGGGGCCUGGUGUCCUUCGUGGGCACAGAUGGUAGCAUCACGCCACUCUUUUCUUUCUGUGCCGGAACGUUCUCUGAGCAGCUCCACCUGGCCGUGUGCCCCGGCCAUGACCACCAGGGCACUAACUACAAGCCUAUCCGCAUCUGCAGCACCCGCCGAGCUGCAUCCACCCAAAGACUGGCACCCGAGGCCAAACAGGCUCCGCCCACUCAUUGACUAAUCAGGUGUUCAUCCGGUCCUCAUUCAGGGAAUUUGCUGAGUUCUUAUCAAGCUUUUUAUACCCAAGGCUGUUUCUGCCAUGUGGAUCGCUGUGUGUGUACAUUCACGAGGAAGUGGUGUUUGCAGGAGCUGCCUGAAUUUGUAUUUCCUGAUCGGUUUGUGUACGUUGUGUAUGAAGGACUGGAGGAUACAAUAAACUCAUCACGGCAGGACCCGUCCUGUUGUAAUAAAACACAUUUAUUGA